UCCCUACAUUCUCCUUCAUGCAUCCACGUAUAAAUGCGUAAUAUAUAAUCCCAAACCUCCCAUUAUUCUUAUUCUCGUCCAGAGGAAUUUUAUAAUCUUUAAAAUCCAGAUUAUAAAACAAAAUCCUUUUGAUAACUCUCUUCGAUCCCCAUCUCCCCCCUCAAAACUCCCCAAACACCCUUCUGCUGAAAUUUCCAGCCAUGGAGUAUGAGGACCUCUGUGAUCUCAAAGUCCACAUCAAUGGCCAGCACACUUUCUUCCUCAGUCAGAAAAAGCUCUGUUCUUUCUCUGCGAGAUUGAAGAAGAUGGUGAAGCAAGAAAAGAAGAGGAGAAGCUCAAAGGGGAGCAUGACAGAGAUCAAGAUCAUGGAUUUCCCUGGAGGCCCAAAUGGGUUUGAGCUCAUCUCAAGGUUCUGCCACAACAACGGAAGAAUCUUAAUGGGCCCUUCAAACAUCAGCAUCCUCCACUCCUCUGCAGUUCUUUUGGAAAUGACUGAAGAGAUCUCCUCCUCGAAUCUCCUAGCUCAAUCAGAGACCUUUCUUGACGGGCUUUUUUACUGGACUUGGGAUGACAUAAUAAUUUCUUUAAAAACCUGUGAGCCCUUUUUCUCCAUUGCAGACUCCUCUGGUUUGUUACUGAGGCUCAUAUCUUCCCUCCUCGCGAAGAUUUCAGAGAACUCGGAUUCUUCUCUAACCGAAGCAACCCCUUUCCCUUAUUCUCCUUCAUCCUCAUCAUCACCUGAUAUAUUAUCAGUUUCGUCACCAAAGGUUUUAAACAAAGAAUGGUGGUUUGAUGACCUGUCAAUUUUAGCACCAAGCAUCAUUGAGAAAAUUCUGAGGACCCUCGGAGCCUACGGCACUGAAAACAAGAACCUAACACUUACCAAGUUCUUGCUGCAUUACCUGAAAAAGGUUGGAGUUUAUGGAUACAAGGCUGAAUGUGGUAGUUUGGCUGAGACAGCAGUUAAUGGAGUUGUGCUAAUGGGGAGGGCUGCAUUUUCCUGUAGAGGGCUUUUCUGGGUUUUGAGAAUCGUUUCAGGUUUUAGGCUGAGAAAAGAGUGCAGGUUGAAGCUUGAGAGGGUGAUUGGGCUUCUGAUGGAUCAAGCCACAUUGGAUGAUUUGCUAGUUUCGGGUCGGGGCGACGAAGGGGUUUACGAUGUGAGCUUGGUGAUGAGAUUGGCUAGGGUGUUUGUAAGUGGGGUUGAAGAAGGGGGAGUGCCAUUGCAGAGGUUGAAGAAAGUUGGGAGGUUGGUUGAUAAGUAUUUGGGGGAGAUUUCUCCUGAUCAGAGCUUGAAGGUUUCGAAGUUUCUUGGGGUGGCUGAGAGCUUGCCAGAUUCUGCUAGAGAUUGCUUUGAUGGGGUUUAUAGAGCUCUGGAUAUCUAUCUUCAGGUAAUUGGAAAUUGUCAUGAAUCUGUUUUUUCUAAUCAUAUUUUUUAUUAUUUGGUUUCAUUCAUGCGAUGAGACGUGAAUUCUAUGCAGCAGUUCCCUGUUCAAU
This is a messenger RNA of Asparagus officinalis (garden asparagus), 1494 nucleotides long. RefSeq names its product BTB/POZ domain-containing protein At3g19850. The record is from RefSeq and is a predicted model, not a curated record. NCBI's taxonomy places the organism in Eukaryota, Viridiplantae, Streptophyta, Magnoliopsida, Asparagales, Asparagaceae. Bases 201 to 1460 code for a protein of 419 amino acids. The transcript is spliced from 2 exons.